Cotesia congregata is the source of this 1677-nucleotide messenger RNA. The record is from the annotation of a GenBank genome assembly. Lineage: Eukaryota; Metazoa; Arthropoda; Insecta; Hymenoptera; Braconidae.
AUGCCUUUAAAAGAAGAUCUAGCAAUGACAGCAGCAAUAAAUCAAAACUGGAGAACAAUCAACCGAAAGACUAAAAAUUUAAUCCGAUUUCCCCCAACAAGUCCUGCAACUGAACCCAGUUCAGUCGAGCAGUCCCUAAAAUUAGUAGACCAACUAAUCUCCGAAGGCGUGAGCGUAAACUUCGCCACAGAAUCCGGCGAGCUAGCUUUACACUCCGCGAUAAACUCCAACAAUUUUAUCCUAGCCGAAAAACUAAUAAGCUUAGGCGCAGACGUGAAUCUAAUGCGCUGUACCGACGGUGCGUUUCAAAAUUGCACCCCAUUGCACAUCGCAGUAGAAAAAAGCAACACCGAAAUGGUAAAAUUACUCUUAAGGCAUAACGCUAGCGUAAAUGUCCAGCAUGUGACUCCAGUGCUCACAAAAGCGGUCAGAAAAAAGAGCUUUGAGCUAGUGGAAUUAUUAAUCAACGCCGGAGCAGAUUUGAACCCGGACAAUAAAUUGGGCCAGCCUUUACACAUGGCAAUUGCUACUAACCAUUACAACAUGGUACAGUAUCUAAUCCAACGUGGUGCUGAUGUAAAUGGAAUUUCAAGGAACAGAACUGCCCUAGAGACUGCAGUUAAAAGAGAACAUACUGAAAUAAUUAAAUUAUUGCUGGAAAAUGGAGCUAGGGUUCAUGAUUGCAAAGAUGGGUACUCUGUUUUGUGCAGAGCUAUUGAAAAAGAUAAUUUUAAAAUUGUAGAAUUGUUAAUAAAUGCUGGAGCUGAUUUAAAUCCUCCAGGGUGUUGCACAGCACCCUUGCUUUGGGCAAUUACUCAAAAAAAGAUCAAAUUAAUUGCUUUUUUAGUAAGCCGGAGUGCUAAUGUAAAUACUAUUGGUCCAGUAGAAAAAUAUAAUUUAUUAAAAGGCAAUUUUUCAGCACUGCAACUUGCUGUUAUGAUGGAUGAUAUUAACAUUGUUAAAUUACUCCUAAAAAGUGGAGCGAAUAUGAAUUUAAUUAUUGAUAAUGACGCUUUUGCUGAUGAUAGCUUGACGGUAAUUCAUUAUGCAAUUGAAUUUAAAUAUGAAGAAGAAUUAAAAUUGUUUUUAAAUAAUCAAGAGAUUGAUGUUAAUGCUAGGACAAAAAUUAAACAUGAAUCUCUUUUGCAUUAUGCGGUUAAAUUUUUAAAGAAAAAAGAAUUAAUUGUUAAAUUACUUGAAGUGGGUGCUGAUAUUAAUUACCAGGAUAGUUUUGGGAAAUUACCGAUUGAUAAUGUUGACUGUGAUGAUAAAUUUGGGUUUAAAGUUAUUCUUGAACAACAUAUUUUGAAAUUACUAGGGGCUAAUUUGUAUGUCUCGAAGAAAAAUUUGAAGGCUAUUGAAAAAAAAAUUAAUUAUCAAGUUUACUUGGCUAAUUGUCAAGAAGAAAUCAAGAAGUUGAAGGAAAUUAAGUUUUAUAAUACCUCGCAUACGCUUUAUGAUUUUCUGGUGAAGAAUGUUCAUGAGAUGAGCUUCAUUUUGGUUAACAUGAAAGAUGUUAGUUGUACUAAUGAAAAAUAUCUGAGAGGGUGGCUGUGGGACGACCUUUCUGUUGGACUUUGGAGAGAGGUUAAUUUAUUGGUCGAACUAAAGCACGUGGAAACGUUUCGCUCACGUCAGGUAACUAUCAACAAAUUUUUUUUUUUCAUUUUUUACUGA